AUGCAUGUGGCUAACAAUAGGUUCAAUGUAGCUUUGCAGCGGCUGCAGAGUUUUAGGACUAUGUAUGAUUAUAACACAAGGCUUGAAACAUUUGCUGAUUGGCCCUUUACUGAAAACUGCAAGUGUACCCCUGAAAAUAUGGCAAAGGCAGGCUUUAUACACUGUCCCACGGAGAAUGAGCCAGAUGUUGCCUGCUGUUUUUUUUGUCUCAAAGAGUUGGAAGGCUGGGAGCCAGAUGAUGACCCUAGGGUUGAACAUUCAAAAAGAUCUACUACUUGUGGCUUUCUCACCCUCACAAAAAGCACUGAUGAGUUGACCAUGGAAGAGCUGCUUCGAUUGGAGGUCUCUCGGAUUAAGAAUUUCUAUCGCAAGUUUGCCAGUGUUGUUAGCCAAUACCUUGAUGAAGAGAUGACUGCCACCACGAGACGCCUGGUUGAAUACUUUGCUAAUCAACAUAACUGUUCGCUUGAGAUGGAUCUUCAGCUUUAA
Staurois parvus is the source of this 489-nucleotide messenger RNA. Lineage: Eukaryota; Metazoa; Chordata; Amphibia; Anura; Ranidae. The record is from the annotation of a GenBank genome assembly.